Molecule: messenger RNA, 1157 nt
Organism: Callorhinchus milii (elephant shark)
Lineage: Eukaryota; Metazoa; Chordata; Chondrichthyes; Chimaeriformes; Callorhinchidae
Product: phosphoserine aminotransferase
Exons: 9
Coding region: 1-1077 (358 amino acids)
Biological process (GO): L-serine biosynthetic process
Cellular component (GO): cytoplasm
Molecular function (GO): pyridoxal phosphate binding; O-phospho-L-serine:2-oxoglutarate transaminase activity
Source: RefSeq, a predicted model, not a curated record
AUGGCGGAGGGAAGCACACUUGGAGGUGCUGCUGAAGCUCAGAAGGAUCUCCUAGAUUACCGCGGACUUGGGAUCGGGGUUCUAGAACUGAGCCACCGAUCUGCAGAGUUCGCUGAAAUCCUGGAGAAGGUUAGGAGCAAUCUGCAGAAAAUGCUAAACAUCCCCCAGAACUACAAGGUGCUGUUCCUGCAAGGAGGCGACAGGGGUCAGUUCAGCGCUGUCCCCCUGAACCUUAUUGGUCUGAAAGACAACAAAUGUGCGGAUUACGUAGUCACGGGCGUCUGCUCGGCCGAGGCAGCUAAAGAGGCCAGGAACUAUGGCAGAGUCAACAUCGUGCAUGCUGAACUGGAUAGCUACACAAAAAUCCCUGAGCCCAGCAGCUGGUGUCUGAGUGUGGACGCCUCGUACCUGUAUUACUGCGCCAAUGAUUCCAUCAGUGGUGUGGAGAUCAACUUCAUCCCUGACUUCAGAGAUGCUGUGCUGAUCUGUGAUAUGUCCUCCAACUUCCUGUCAAAGCCAAUAGAUGUCUCAAAGUUUGGUUUGAUAUUUGCCGAUGGUCAGAGCAAUGGUUGUGCUGGCAUCACUGUGGUCAUAGUGCGAGAAGAUCUUCUAGGCUCUGCGCUCAGUGGUUGCCCCAUAGUCUUUGACUACAAACAGCAUGCAGAUAGUCUCCACAACACUCCUCUGUGCUAUAGUAUCUACAUGAUGGAAUUAGUCUUGGAGUGGAUAAAGAGGAUUGGCGGCACAGAAGCCAUGGAGAGCAAUAGUCUUGCUAAAUCCAGGCUGAUCUACAGUGUGAUUGAUGACUCUAAUGAAUUCUAUGUGUGUCCUGUUGACGUAAACUGCAGGAGCCGAAUGAAUGUUGUGUUUCGGGUUGGAGGUGCUAAUGGCUGCAGUGAGCUAGAAUCUAGCUUCCUUGCUAAAGCUGCGGAGCUUGGCAUGAUUUUAUUAAAGGGUCACAGCUCUGUCAGAGGGAUCUGUGUCUCUCUCUGCAACACUGUGACACUGGAAGAAAUGCAGAAGCUGAUAGAAUUCAUGAUUUGCUUUCUGAAGGAACAUCAGUCUACGGUCCAGUGAAGCCCUUUGGAACUGACUGCAAUUACAAUGACUCCUGCAUCCUUUGUAAUUCAUCUUCCCCUCAUUAAAAAAAAACUCAA